This is a messenger RNA of Didymodactylos carnosus, 1093 nucleotides long. The record is from the annotation of a GenBank genome assembly. NCBI's taxonomy places the organism in Eukaryota, Metazoa, Rotifera, Eurotatoria, Philodinida, Philodinidae.
GCAAAAAAGACUAAUUACAUGUCAAAACUGUUAGAAUUUGAACAAUACGAUUAAUGUUUUUUUUAUCCCUUUCGUACUUUUCAUAUUUGUCAUCCCUUUCAUUCCUUUCAUCCCUUUCAUACUUUUCGCGGUAAUGUCGCUGUAUCCCUGAAUUCGAAUCUGCUCAUGAUUUGUGCUGCUAGGUCUCGCAAGCACUGGUCUUCUAUGAAAGCAGGUAUCAACAGAGAAAAACACUUUUUUCGAAAACUUUUCUGUGAUCUCUAGACGUAUCUUUAAGGUUUCAUUCUAUGUUCUUACUGCAAAGCGUUGCACAAUUUUCUUUUUUUCUGUUUCUGUGAUGAGUAUCACUGCGUGUAUCUUUUGCAAGAAUAAAAGAGCAAAUCAAUCUUAAUACUAGAAGAAUAGAGAGAGACGUACACCUCGAGCAUAUAACAUCGCGCGUAGAGCAGUAUCACGUCGUUGAUGUGAAACAUAAACAAAAGCUGUUGGCGCAAUCCCUACGGGAUUUAAAAUGUGAAACACGAUUGAACUAUGAGUCAUGUCGUCUCAAAUCACUUGUUUUAUUGUUAUAUGACGUAAUCUAUAUAAUAGCAAUGUUCUCAGAUAUUUAGAUUUAGUUGCAGUCACUCAAAUAGUCUUGCAAGUAUAUUUCUGUUGAUAGUCAAUGUAUUUCGAUGACAAAUCAACAAUAAUAAGAAAAACUAGCGCCUAAAAAAUCAGUUUCGUGCGUUUAGAGGAUUCUUUAUCACGACUUUUAACUUUUCUUCAUGAACGUACUAUAGAAGGUACAUCGUUAACACUCAUCAAUACGGAUCUUAUCCCUGGCGAUACUCGUAGCAUUGAUGGACGUCCGAUAUUGAUCGAUUGGGAUCAAGCAGCAUAUGGUUCAUUUUAUGUGGAUUUACCAAACUAUUUUUCUGUUGAAACAGCUUUAUGUUACCGAGAUGCUCUCGCUGAGCUUGGUUUAGAUAUUCUUCCAGCUGUAUUUAUGGAUCAUUUUCAUGAAGUACGUCGAUAUAUGGGCUUAAGAUAUCUUGAAGUAGGUCUUCAGGCUUGGCGAUACAGUUCACCACGAAAAAAACAUGAGCAAUGA